AUGGACGCAGUCCUAUUGGACAUCACGGCCAUGUCGUUCGCCAUGCGCGACCGCGUGUACACCAUGGCGCAGUCGCUGGUCCACGAGAAGAGGAAGAUGAUAGUCAUCGCCGGCGCGGGGAGGUUCCAGGGGUGGAGGCAGAUGAUAGUCAGUGGGUGGUCCUACAUCGCGGUCGACCCCGAGAUCAGCGUCGAGGAUUUAUUCAGGCGCAUGAAGAGGGCCACAAUCAUGCCCUACGAUUUCAAGAGGAAGUUCGACGACCGGGUGAUUUCGACCUCGAAGAGGGCGACGACCGUGCUCUGGGCGAAGUGCAGGUCCGAGGUUUUCAUCGACCACGCUAUAUCCACGAGGACAAUAGCGAUGAUGAGCAUCCCGGCCGUGUUCUCUUUAAGUAUCUCGUACCACAUCAAGGUUAUCAACAUCUUCAGGGCCGAGGGGGUGCCCAUGUUCUGGUGUAGGUUCGUACACGGCGCCAUGCCGCGGUCGGGUGUUGGACGUGAGCGUGUCACCCUGUAG
Fonsecaea monophora is the source of this 516-nucleotide messenger RNA. RefSeq lists its product as hypothetical. The record is from RefSeq and is a predicted model, not a curated record. Lineage: Eukaryota; Fungi; Ascomycota; Eurotiomycetes; Chaetothyriales; Herpotrichiellaceae. Bases 1 to 516 code for a protein of 171 amino acids. The transcript has a single exon.